Xiphophorus maculatus (southern platyfish) is the source of this 10837-nucleotide messenger RNA. It is a transcript of the gene igdcc4, whose product is annotated as immunoglobulin superfamily DCC subclass member 4. The transcript is spliced from 20 exons. Bases 439 to 4170 code for a protein of 1243 amino acids. Lineage: Eukaryota; Metazoa; Chordata; Actinopteri; Cyprinodontiformes; Poeciliidae. The record is from RefSeq and is a predicted model, not a curated record. Gene Ontology annotation, molecular function: protein binding. Gene Ontology annotation, cellular component: plasma membrane; axon. Gene Ontology annotation, biological process: axon guidance; cell-cell adhesion.
UGCGUGUUGGCGUGUGUGUGUCACCAACAGCUUCUCCGGACUCCAGCGGACUGCCAGCCAGUCAGCCACUGUCUGGUAAACGGGCGCGUGCGUGAGGGGAUACGUGUGCACGUGUGCGGCCAAGCGUGUAUGUGUGUGUGGUGUGAGGAUAGGAAAGCAGCGCACACACACACACGCUUAACAUUCGCUCGCAACAUGGCGUUGAAGCGCCGAGAGACACGACAGCUCUGCCCCGAGUAAUGCGGUGGUUCUGCGCGGAAAGCCCGGGGACCGCUGCCCGACAGAGACCCAAACCUCCACAGAAACUCCGUUACGCACCGCCGUGGACAAUAACGGAUUCCAGCGUGUGCAUGUCGCCGUGAGGGCUUGAAACUACGGUGUAUGUGAUUGUAUACAGGCGCACGCUUCUGCCCCGCUGGUGGAAAUCAAAGGCUGUACAUGGCGGUGGAGAAUGUUAUUUGGCUGUUCUGUCUUCUUUUGCUGUAUUGGGGUCCAACCAAGCAAGAAAAGCCUGUUUCAGUGGAACUGAGCUGUGGUGCUGGGCCCAGCCAUGUGGUUCUGGAGCUAGGUUUGCCACUUUUGCUGGACUGCAACCUGGGUUCCAGCGACGCUCCUUUCAAUGUCACCUGGUUCAAGGAUGGCCAGCUCCUGCCACAGGCGCCGGGAGAUCGCCUGCAGUAUUUGACCAACGGAUCCCUCUUGUUGUCGCCCACCUCCGCAGACAGCCAGCCUCCCCAGAACGUAGAGGGCAGCUACAGCUGUGUGAGUGCCAGCGCCAUCGGAGCCCUGACCAGCCGGACUGUCAACGUGCUGCUUGCAAGUCUGUCCAGCUUCUUUGCGGAGCCAUCACCACAAACGGUGACCACUGGGGGUUCUGCUCGGUUUGAGUGCCAGAUUGAGGGAGUACCCACACCUGUCAUAACAUGGCAAAAAGACAACGUGACUAUCACUGACGAGACAAGCAACAGGUUCAUUUCUCUUCCUAAUGGGGUGCUGCAGAUUCUGAAGGUGACUAAAGAGGAUGAGGGCUUCUACCGCUGUGUGGCAUCCAAUUCUGAAAGGAAGAACAUCAGCAGCGAAGCUAGGCUCACUGUCACGACAGGCUCCAUUGACAGCCCAAGCCCAGUUGUGAUUGUUGCGCCACCCCAGAAUGCCACAGUGGUGCUCGGCCAUCCUGCUGUGAUGGAGUGUGUGGCACGAGGCCAGCCAAAACCAUUGGUGUCAUGGAGCAGAGAAGACGGAGAGCCCAUUUCCACAGACGUGAUCGUCCUUGCCACAAACCUGGUGAUUAGGGACACGAGGCGUCACCAUGCCGGCGUCUACGUCUGCCGAGCCAACAAGCCCAAAACUAGAGAGUUUGUUUUUGCUGCUGCUGAGUUGCGCGUUGCUGCCCCUCCAGUGAUUGUUCAGCCCCCGGAGUCUGUGUCCCUCUCCAGGGGGAAUACAGCCAGGUUUCUGUGCAACAGUUCUGGGGAACCUUUCCCAGUGCUGCACUGGCUGAAGAACGGCCAACCCAUUAGAUCUUUCAGGCGAAUGAAGGUGCAAAGCCCUGGGGUCCUGCUCAUCAACCAGCUGGCUCUGGAGGAUGCAGGUUACUAUCAGUGCAUCGCUGAAAACGGGCUCGGGACAGCCUGCGCCAUUGCCAGGCUGACGGUCAUUGUGAAGGAAGGUCUCCCCAGCCGCCCUCGCCGCCUGACUGCUAUGCCGUACUCCAGCACAACGGCCCUGCUCUCCUGGGAGAAACCCGAAUACAACACAGACCAAAUCAUUGCCUACUCCGUGCACUACCAACUCACUACAGGGUCAGAUAAUGAGGACUCUUCGUUAGCAGUUAGCAACGACACCACAGAGUAUUUCGUCAAAGAGCUCCUCCCCCACACUGUCUACACUUUCUUUGUGGUGGCUUAUUCGCUCAUGGGAGCCAGUCCUCCAUCGCUGCCUAUAACCAUAGAGAUGCUUGAGGAUGUUCCGAGUGCACCUCCUCAGCUCUCCGUCGCGAGCACGUCCCCCACGGACAUCAGGCUGACGUGGCAGCCGCUGACUUCACAGCACAGCCGAGGGGCUGUUACCCGCUACCGCAUUGAUUACAGUGCGCUGGAUCAGAAGGGCACUGUGUUCUCAGUGGAGCUGAGGGGCAAUGAGACUCAGUUGACGCUCAGGGAGCUGCGCCCAAACCAGGUUUACCGACUGAGGAUAGCUGCUGGAACCGCUGUGGGCUUCGGCGUUCCGUCUGAGUGGGUCCUGCAGCAGACAAUAGUUCGCAACGGCCCCAGUGACAACAGCACAGUGAUUUUUGCUCCUUCUGAGCUGAAGGUCAGAACCAGAGUGACCACUCUUAAUGUGACAUGGCAACCCUCACCAAAUCACACGCUGGUUUCUGGCUACAAGCUCUCCUAUCGGGAAGCGGAAACUGACAGGUUCUCCAUCAGAGACAGAACGUCGCACGCACACACCGUCAGGCUUCGGAAGAAGGCGAGGCAUCACCUGCUGACGGGGCUCGCUCCUGGCCGGCAGUAUGAGGUGAGGGUCUGGGCAUUCGACAAGCAAAAGGAUGGAGCAGCUGCAGUGUGGAAGGGAAGGACGGAUAAGAUCCAUGGUAGACCCUCUGGGCCGUCCUCGUCCCCUCCGUUGCCCCCCAGCAGCAUCCGAGCCACGGCCAACGGCUCCACCUCCAUCUGGCUCCGCUGGGAGAAACCUCGGUUCAUCAACGUGCGCAUCAUCAACUACACGGUGCGCUGCAGCCCAGCAGGAACCACCAACGCCUCUCUUGUCUCUUAUUACACCAGUUCUUCUUUGGAGAUCCUGCUCAGGGGACUGAGGCCUUUCACCCACUAUGAGCUGGCAGUGCGGUCCAAUGGAGUGAACACUGCAGGACCCUUCAGCAGCACCAUGGUGGAGGCCACCCUGCCUGACCGGCCGUCCACGCCACCCGAGGAGCUGCAGCUGAGAGCUCUGAACUCCUCGUCUGUGCUGGUGAGUUGGCGCCCUCCGCUGGAGCCAAAUGGCAUCAUCGUCAGCUACAAGAUUUUGUACACCGUCAACCUGAGUGAGCCUGAAGACGAGUGGAGGAAUCUCUCCGAGGGUGGGGGCAUCUUUAGUGUGGAGGUCCACGGUUUGUCAGGGGGAACUCGGUACUUCCUUAAAGUGGGAGCUUCCACAAAAGUGGGAUCAGGGCCUUUUUCACCCGUUAUGGAUGUUCAGACUCCCCUGUCCACGUAUGAGCUGGACAUUCACGCAGUCACAGGCAUCAUAGUCGGCGUUUGCUUGGGACUUAUUUGCAUCCUCCUCUGCAUGUGUUUCAGCUUUCGAAACGGCAAACCCAGAGAGCCGUCUGGAGGCCUGAGCUCCACAGCUGUGACUCCUCAGUGCAGGAAAGGCGGCUGCCCUGCUCCAGCCAGUGUGCCCGAGUGCAGCGAUAGCCACGAACUGGAGACACUGAUGCCUCCAGGCACCCAGGAGUCGGGUCAGCAGCCAACAAAAGACCCGGAGGAACAGAGUCUGAUGAUUGCUUGGAAUGGCUCUGUGAGUCAUAACUGGGUCAACAGGAUCACCCGAUACAGAGACACUAUAACAGAAGAGUCUCCGGCGCUGACGAACGGAGCGCUCAACAUGUUCAUCACUGCGCCUGGCACGGAAACAGACGAUCAUCUCUCCCCGUCUCUGUGCAGUAACCAGGUGGAGGCAGAAGUCAUUGUGCACUCUGAGUUGUCAGACCCCCCUGGGAGGGAGAAGGAGGAGGGCAGCGAGCGGGAUUCUAUCGCUACCCGGGGACCGUCGUUAUCAGAGGACGUGUACUCCCCUCUGAGCCGGCCGAGUUCGCCGAGAGAAGAGGCGGAGCACCUCGAAAACCUUUCCGCUCGGGGGACUUUCAGCCCCCCGAGUCUUCCCGCAAGAACAUUGGCGGCUCAUCACAACAAGGAGGCAGAAGGCGCCAGGCAACAGGAGAACGCCGACAGGGAGCCACAGCCGGACACAUGCCUCACCAAUGGCUUCCACUCUCCUAAGACUCCGAGGCCCAUGCUGAAAUCUGAGCAUCUGGAAAUGGAAGACUCCAGACACUGCCCGUCCGCUGCAGGGAAGGCUAUCUCUGCUGGACUACCUUCUGCACCCUUUGUCAGCCCCGGCUUCGUGCACUCUACCUCAGCUGCUCACAUAUAUCUGUGCCCUUAACUUCAUCUACGCAGGGACAUUUCAGACUUUUUCUUUUUCUUAUUUUCCAGGAAGAAUCCAUGAAAAAAUAUAUUUUUAUGCACAUUAUCACUGGAUUUCUUUCUCUUCCUUGCAUAGGUACUCUGAAUCCAUCAUUUCACAUAUGUGUAUACUGUAUACAUAAGAAGACGUGUUUUCUGUAGAGGUCCAGAACUGUUUCAGGUUCUACAUCUUUGUGGAUUCGUUCCAGAUCACAAGAAGAAGACAGGAAAGUUUGAAUAUAAGCAGAGCAGAACCUGAGUGAAGUCGCCCCUCUCCCCACCUUCUUCAAAUCAGACAAAAUUGGUGUUUGUGCAUCAAAAUGUUUUGUUUGUGCCGCUAUCAAUUUAAAGAUAUUAUGAAAUUUUUCCAGACGUCAUGAAAGGUCAUCCAACAACCCCUACCUUCUUCAAAUCAGACAAAAUUGGUGUCAAUCAACUCGGCUAUGUUUGUGCAGCUAAAGUUUUUGUUUAUGCUGCUUUGGCUUUGAAGAUAUUAAUGAAAGUUUUAAGGUCAAAAGGUCAGCCAGCCCCCCCUCCGACCUACUUUUACUAAAUCAAAAUGAAAUUAAACUUUUAUUAAUAUCUUCAAAGCCAAAGCAGCACAAACAAAAAUCUUUGCAAACCAGCACAAAUGUAGUCGAGUUGAUUGACACAAUUUGAAGAAGGGGGGCUGGGGGUGCUGGCUGACCUUUCAUGACCCCUGGAAACAUUUCUUAAUAUCCUUAAAAUGAUAUCGGCACGAACAAAAAUUGUUUUGCUGCACAAACGUUUGACACCAAAUUUGCCUGAUUUGACAAGGUGGUGCGGGGCAACUUCACUCAGGUCAGAGCAGAAGGGAGUGAAUUAUAGACGGGCUCUUCCUAUUGGUGGUGUUCCACUCGGGGAGGACAUUACAACAGGAAGUGAUGGAGUAAUUGGACGGGGUUUCGUCAGCCGUGUCAGGGUGGGUUGCUUUAUCAAUAUCCCCACAAUGUGGCAUUGAGGAAUGACCUUAAAGAGUAUUCACUGAUGUCAGAGUGCAGAACAGCCACAUCCUGUAGUCUCAGGGUCCAAACACUCACACAGGGAUUCUAGCUAGCACCAGUCCUGCGUACAAACAUUUCCUGAGUGGAGAGUGGAGGGUGCCGCGGGGUUGGGAGGGAUCUCGGGUGCCUAAAUAUUCUAGGUGCAUUUAUUAACCUCUGUAUAUUUUCUAUUCAGUGCAAGUACAAACCAUGUCAGAGUGAACAAGGUUCGGUAGAUGUGGAGCCAAAUGUCCAUUUGGGAGUGUGGGGGGAACUAGGUUUUUACUGGUUAUCAGAGUAUUGCAACAUUGGUUGCAUUAAGCUGGAGGGAAAGCAAAGGGGAGAUUUUACAGCAAUCCAUGUGCAGACCACUCUCCUGAUUUAGCUCAGCAGGGAUGCACCUCUGUGCAUACUGAUGUCAGAACACUGUUACACAAAAAAUUAAAACUCUUCCAACGAGCCUGUUUGGUGGCUCAAAAAGUGUUUGCCCCCUUACAGAUUUUUUUUUCUUUUUUUUUUUUUGUCAAAGUUAAAUGUUUCAGAUGAUCAAACAAAAUUGAAUAUCUCACAAACAUAAUCACAGUAAAUACAAAAAGGCUUCUUCUUUUUUUUUUAUUAAAAUUGAUGAAUUAAAGUUUAGUGAAAGUCAAUUUAGCUCUUUUGGAGGGUUUUCGAAUGAAUGGCAUGUUUGAGGUCACACCACAGCAGGAUCUGUGAAUACGACACGUGUGAUGUCACUUAGCCGAAUCCUGUUUUAGCUCAGACAUACUAGGAAGCGCACCCUCCAGAACUUUCCAGAGUUUUUUAUGUUCCAAAAGGUUGUUGUUGUUGUUUUUCCUUUUCUGAGAGUGGGGUCAGGUCAGUUUGAAUUCCUUUUGGCCAGCAGUGGUUUUGGAAAUGGCACUCUUGCAUGAAUUCAAAUUUCACCUGGUUUUUCUUAUUGUUGGAAGACAAAGAUUGACCUUCACUCCUGGGGAAGUUUGCCACCGUGUCAUGUUUUGUCCAUUUUGUGGAUAAUGGCUCUGACUGCAAUACAAAAGCCUCAGAAAUGGCCUUUGAACUCCAACAAGACUGAUGGUUGUCAAUAACUUUGUAAUCUGUUCUUGAAUUUAUUCGGGCAGGAUUUGUUUUUAAAACCAUUUAUCCUACUUCAUGUUGUGGGACAGGUUCUGUUCGACUGAUCUUUUGAUUCUGCAGUUCUAGCUAUAAUUUGGCCUGUUAAAGGCCAGUUAAUUCAUAAUAAUAAUAAUAAUAAUGAUAAUAAAAAACAUCAGACUUCAACAAGUAAGUCCAGAUAUGUGCAAUUGAUUUGGUAAUCUGAAACAUGCCAGACUGACAAAAGGGUAAGAAAAAAAAGGCAUCUAUAAGGGAGCAAAUAUUUUUUUAGAGCAAAAUCUAUGGAAAAAUGAUCCCAGUUUUUGUAUAUAUAUUCAUGUGAUUUUGAAUAAAAACAUAAACAUGGUGAAAUUAUUUCUUGUACUUUCGGCCCGAUUCAUUUUGAUGUCAUUAUUGGUUGGAGCAGUGUUCACAAGGACUGGUGCAUCCCUCUUUUCUUUUUUUUUGUCUCAACAUCACUACCUCAUUUCUUUUCAGAACUAUUGUUCUAUUUGUUUUACCCUCACUGGCGCCUUUACACGCCAAGUUUUCUAAACUCGUCUGACUUUCAGUGCAAACAGAAAGUGUUGGACAGAGACUCUGCGGUCGUGCUUUUAUAUCAAAACAAGGAAUGUAUGUCCUUUUGCCGUUUGUGGAUUUUGUCUCUGUGUAAAAGUUCCCUGUUGCAUUUUCUGCGCUCGACCAAAAGCCUUCGUCCUCUGUGGCUACUUUGUCAAAUCUGAAUGUUUGCUUCAGAUGUUUUAGUGGAUGAGGGCAUGAGGCGUUUGGGAGUUUUUGACACUUCUGCAGCUCAACACGUCAAUAGUUGCAGCUGGUGUCAUUGUUUUGUGCGUUCUGUGACACAGCUUUCAGCUGCUUCCAUUCUGCCCUUUGUUAUAAAAAGAAUUUCUGAAGGCUAGUAACUCUAUGAUUUGAGAGAUUUUUUUUUACUUGGGAUGGAAAGAAGGUGGAAACUUUGGUUUGUACGACUGUAAAUAGACAUUACAACUUACCAUCUGUAAUUUCUAUAUGCUAGCAAUAAGUUGGUAUCUUUUAUUUUAUUUUUUAUUUUUUGGUAACACAAGUUGCUUAGUAGCAAGUAUGACCUUCUAAAUUAAAAUUUGGAAAUCUGUAACAAUCCACACAGGAAUUGUUACCUUUUCAAGAAAAUAUUGUGAACCUUGUCACUUUUUGACACUUUACAGCCGCACACUUCAGUGUGUUCACCUGGGAAAGUAGAUGAGUGGCCAACACUGGUGUAUUACAUAAAUUAAGUGGAAAGACAAAUGAUUGAAAAGUUGUUUUCUUUUUACCAACAAAAUGUGAAAAAUAUGACAUCUGUUCGCAUUCAGUCCCCUUUAAUCUGAUACAGCAAGAUAAAGUAUACUUGUGGUGUUCCACAAGGACGAGUACUGGGACCACAUCUGUUUUGCACAUAACUGAUUUUCAUAGAUUAUAUGACAUCCUAAUGAAAUAUUGCCACUGAUAUAUACAGUAUAUCAUAUAUAUCCUUCUGAUGUUAACAAAUUAGUAAAUGGUAAAGUGUGAACUUUAAUUUUGUAUAAAUCCAGCUGUUCCGUGAAGAAAAUGACUCAAGGUCAGAAAGAAAGUUCACAUAUGAAUCUAACCGUUUUGCCGUUUCUAUUCAUAGAACAUAAAAAAAAAAAAAAAACAUAUUGAAAUUUGUAGUGUGCCACUUUGUGCUGAGGUGUCACGUAAAAUCCCAAUUAAAUACGGUGAAGUUUGUGGCUGUAAUGGCAGAAUGUGAGAAAGUUCAAGUUAGUGCUUGUCCUCUUUCCAGUGGUUUUCUAAUUAAGCCAGACCUGACGUGGAACCAAGCUUCACCUUUCUCUCCUUUCCCCGUUUCUGCGCGUUUCUGUGCAGCUGCGACAGUCUAACAAGCUCAACCCAAGUUACUGCAUGUUCCAGAACCACCUCAGCGUGUUUCCAUCAGCAAAACACUGUUUUCUCGAACGCCUCACCUUUGUCAUUUCAGAUACGGUGUUGGUACAUUUCCAAGUCUAUUCUUUUUAUUUUUUUUGCUUUCCAGUGUAUAUUUGUGAUUGUGUUUUAUUUUCUCUGUAGUUAAUUUAUCGACAGAAAUGAAUGUUCUCGAGUGCAAGAAUGAGGGGAUUGUUAAAAAAAUAAAUGAAUAUAUAUAUGUAUAUAUACAAAACACGAACUCACGGAAGUACUACUGCAAUUGAACAAAUCGAAGUGCCAAGCCAGUUUUCAUUUGCAGCCGAUCUUUGAUGUCACGGCAGGUUUGCUUCACUGGCUAACUAAAAAGUAAGCUGUGAGCAAAUUGAAGGAAUUUGUUCCUUCAGCGAGUAAAACACCUCGUGUUGUGAUGAUGUGCUCUGUCUGAAGGCUAAGGCAAACCAGUAGAGCCGUGCUUGUGUCGUAUUGCCCCUGGAGAUUUCAGUAGUGUAAAAUCAUCCUAAAAAGACUGUAUAUCACAAAACCAUUCCAGCUUUACUCUCAGCCACGAUUAGCCAUGGAAGAUUAGCAAAGGUGCUAAAAGUUCCUAUUUUAUGUUCCUGAAGGAACAUGAAUUCACUCCCCUUCUCCCCUCAGUAUAUUAUGAGCAAGUUAAGUCACUGUAGUCGGACCUUUUCCUAAAUGCUUUACAUAAAGAACUUGUUGAGCAUGUUCUCCCCGACUCAGGCAUUUUAAGCCUGUUUCUUGACUUGCAGCAGCCUUUAUUAUCACAGGUAAAUAUUCCAAACUACAAAACUGAUUUUUGAGAUAAUGAGUCUAGCGGAAAAGGUAGAAAGUAUGGAACUGGUCAAGCGGAAAUUGUAAAAAAAAUAAUUUUUUUUAAUCAUUGAUCUGGUUGUAAUGAACCCAAAACUAUGAUGGAUCCAGUUGUGAACAGCAAAGGUGUAUUCUUAACUUUUAACUUCCAGGAACCUGUUAAUAUUUCCUUUUCUGUGUUGCCCUCUGAUUGGCUACCUAUUUGCCUCUUGUUUUUCUUUUUGCAUAAAUCUUUCCCUCUCAUGUUUACUGGAAUUGCGGCGACAGCGUAGGUUGUAAUGCAGGUGCAUCCACGGCAUUUCUCACAGGUCUGUUUCCCUGGUGAUCGGUUUCAGCUAUAGCGGCCAUUGACUGAAAUCCAUGCUGCACAGCAGCCAUGCAGAAAAUAAUCAGACACCUGUAGAUAUGCUUAACUGCUUCAUUCCUUCCGUGAUGUCGGUAAAAGCAUAUGUGUGAACGUUUAUUAUUUUUGAUUUUCACUUUACAACAAAACAAAAACCACUGUGUCGUGUUCUGGCCGACAACCCAAAUCUAAUGUGAAUUUGACCAAUUUGACAGAAAAACAUCUGUCCAGUAGCUCAAUCUAUCAUUAUAAAUGUAAAAAAAAAAGGUUAUAAGGUGGGUGGAUUUCUACAUUUUUCAAUUUUUCUGUUUUUGUAGCCUGACUGCAGUCAUGGUGACUGGGAUUCACAGAAAACCUGCCUUCCAUAUGGAAGCUCUCUCAACAGUUUUAUGUCUUCGGUAAACUUUAAUUUACUCGCUUUGCUGACGAGAACAAUCACAUUUUAAGAGAAAAAAAGCAAAAAACCAUUACCAUCAUAACUCAGAGACAGUUUUUACUCAUUACAGCCACAAGGUGGCUCUUGACUAGCAAUGCAAGUGUGAACAAAUGUUGUAGCGAGGAGAAUUGGGGAUUAAAUAACUUCAUUUAGUCUGCAGGGGUAAUAACUUUAUAGCAAAAAAACAAAAACAAGGUUAUCGGAGGGAAAAAAGUUUAACUACAGUAGUUAAGACUUCUGAUAUCUCCUCCACUUUACUCUUCGUACUCCUCUGUUCAGGCUGCCGUUUACUGACAGAAAGUUCUCAACUCAGGUCAUCUUUGCAAGAAUUUGGUGCCAGCAUUAGGAAGCACGCCACCUGUUGCUUGGUGUGGUCAUUUUCAAAAGUAAAUCAGAGAAGUUCUCGUACGUUUGACGAUGAUGUCUGUUUUGCACUUCUGAUCUCUCCACGCCGUUCUGGCUCUGUACUUUCUGGUGCUUCACUGUGAGCAGAUUGUAUUAUUAUUAUUGUUAUUCUUUCUGCCACUGUCAAUAUUUCACGCCGCUCCAGGACGGGACCGUCUUGUCUUUUCUGGUUUUUGUGUGCCGACGCUGUCCUGCUUCUCAGUGGGCCACAGCUUUUUAUACUCUGCUGCCACGCUCUGCUACUCGCAUCAGACGCCUCUGCCACCAUGUGCUGACAGCAACCACAGACCAUGCUAGCAAAUUAUAGGAGCACUUAGAAGAGUGGCCACUUUUUAGGGGCUAUAAUCAACUUUAACCUGUCAUAUUUACAUUUUAAGAAGUGCGAUUUUCUUAGCCCAUGAGACCGCAGACAGAUUACUCACUGUAGGGAAAAGCUGCACUUAAAAAGCUCGGCUUGUUUGGAGAAAUCAAUCAAAGGAUGUGAUUUGCUUGUGCUCUGUGGAGAUAUUUCCUGUGUUGCCACGUGUGCAAAUGUAGAAAAAAAAAAAAAAUCUCACAACGCCUGAAAACUUGUCUUAUGUAAAUAAACCUCGACAGUUAAAAGUAA